UCCAGGACACAAGGAGGGGCUCACCAACAUGACGAUGGUCUGACUGUUACUGCUCCCACAGCCAUGUGGGUUAAGGCCCUGGACCUACUCCUUUCCAAGAUGAAGACGUCUGGUUUCAACUUCAGCAGAGUGAAGGCUUUGUCUGGAACUGGACAACAACACGGCAGCGUGUACUGGAAGUCUGGAGCUGCGGCCACUCUGCAGGAGCUGCAGCCUGAUAAAACACUGUACGAACAACUCAAGGACAGUUUUUCUGUGCCGGACUCUCCCAUCUGGAUGGACUCCAGCACUGCAGCCCAGUGUAGGCAGCUGGAGGAGGCAGUGGGAGGGGCGCAGAAACUUGCAGACAUUACUGGUUCCAGAGGAUAUGAGAGGUUCACUGGAAACCAGAUUGCUAAGAUCAGCCAGAACAACAAGGCUGCUUAUGAGAACUGUGAGCGUAUCUGCUUGGUGAGCAGUUUUGCCGCCUCCCUGUUCCUGGGUAACUAUGCACCCAUCGACCACAGCGACGGUUCUGGCAUGAAUUUGCUGGAUAUCAGAGAGAGGAAGUGGUCACCACAGUGUCUUCAGACGUGUGCUGCAAGACUGGAAGAGAAGUUGGGCCAGCCUGUACCUUCAUUUGAAAACCUGGGUUCCAUUUCCGCCUACUAUGCAGACCGUUAUGGCUUCUCACCGGACUGUAAAGUUAUCGCUUUUACUGGGGACAACUCAGGCUCCCUGGCUGGCAUGAGGUUACAGGGCGGAGACAUCGCAGUCAGCCUGGGAACCAGCGACACCCUGUUUCUAUGGUUACAGCAGCCCCGCCCUGCCCUGACUGGCCACAUCUUCUGUAACCCGGUGGAUGGGGAUGCCUACAUGGCACUUCUCUGCUACAAGAAUGGCUCCCUGACGAGGGAACGGGUCAGGGACAGCUGUGCAGGUGCAUCAUGGGAGAAAUUCAGCCAGGCCCUACAGAGCACGCCCAUGGGCAACAACGGCAAUAUCGGCAUCUACUUCGAUGUGCAGGAGAUCACACCCUCUGCUGUAGGUGUCCACAGGUUCAACUCUGCAGACCAGAAGGUUGACUCCUUCCCAUCUGAAGUGGAGGUACGAGCUGUUGUGGAGGGGCAGUUCUUAGCCAAGAGAGCGCAUGCUGAGAUGCUGGGAUACACUGUUGGCUGCAAUACCAGAGUCCUGGCAACAGGGGGCGCUUCCUCCAACACCUCCAUCCUCCAGGUGUUGUCGGACGUCUUUAACGCACCUGUGUACAUCUUAGACACGGCCAACUCUGCGUGUCUGGGGUGCGCCUACAGGGCUAAACAUGGCUGGCUGGGCAGCAGCAAGGUGUCAUUCCAAGAGGUGGUCCAGGGGGCGCCGGAGUACAAACUUGCCGUCACCCCAAACUCCAGUGCCAAACAGGUCUAUGAUCCACUGGUGGGGAGGUAUAAGAGGCUGGAAGACCAGGUGGCGAGACAGUGAUCAUCAGAUCAUGUGCACUUGUUCUGAUGAUGUCAUCAUCAUAGAUCAUGUGCACUUGUUCUGAUGAUGUCAUUUUACUGGCAGAAUAUGUGCUCAUGUUUUUAUGACAGCAUUUUCCUUAUGAAGAAAACACAGUGUAUCAUAAUUUUUAUAAGAAACUCAAAUGAUUUAGAAAUGCAUGAAAAUAUGCAUUUGGGUAGCUAAUCAGCUACUGUUAAAGAUGCCACUGUCUUCUAAAAACAGGACCAACAAAGUUGUAAUUUUAAAUUUGUAAUUUAUGACUCAAAAUCUCAUAUUUACUGUGAUUUUUUUUACUGAUUGUCAUUCAAGUACAGUAGAACAUGAACACACCUAUGGCAUGAUGUGCAAUGAAAUGUGUAAUAUUGAUACAAAGCCAUCAUAUAUAAUGGUUAAGACAAAGGCAAUUCAUACAUAUAAAUGUGAUAUUUGUGAUAACUAGGCAGGCAUCACUUGCGAGCAAAUGCUGCAUAUGACUGUAACAAAUCUCCCACCCACCCCAUACAAAAUUGGACUGUUGCAAAAGGGGAUUGAAAAAAUGUCAAACUUUGUGCCAGAAUAAAUGUUAUUUAACGCUAGUUCACCUUUAUCCGUUGGGUAACCUAAAUCCAUUGUUUUAAAAGCUGGGUAUUUGAAGAUAUCACAUCCACAGACGGUGGUUUUCAACAUGUCGAAUUUUCAAAAUAUUGUGGUUAUUUUCAAAACAUUGCAAUGUCCAUCGACUUGAUAACCCUAAAUACCAUGUUUUUAAAAACAAGGGAUUUGGGAUAGCCAACGGAUAAAGGUGAACUGGAUUUACUUCUUUUCACUCGAAACAAGACAUACAACCUUUUAUACCACCAAAAAUUACUGCAAAUCAUUGUGGGAUAGAGACGAAUAUAGAAAAUUAAAGUUCUUAAAAAGUGUCUCUAAGUUAAAUACGCUCACUUGUAACACGAAAUCAGAUAUAUUUGAUUACCUUCAUUUAAACACUGCAAACGUUGACACAAAAACCUUACUGCCUCAGCCUCCUAUAACUAUAAGAUGGCUAUCAUUGAUCGGCAGUGCAAAAGAGCAACCACCUCAGUCAUGAAACUUGAUGUGGACAUCAUCUAUGAAGAUCACGAGGGUCAUCAGUCUCGUAAAAGACUGCAGUGAUCGAUUAAAGAUUUGGAUAUACCGA
Branchiostoma floridae (Florida lancelet) is the source of this 2638-nucleotide messenger RNA. RefSeq names its product xylulose kinase-like. The record is from RefSeq and is a predicted model, not a curated record. The transcript has 17 exons. Gene Ontology annotation, biological process: D-xylose metabolic process; xylulose metabolic process. Gene Ontology annotation, cellular component: cytosol. NCBI's taxonomy places the organism in Eukaryota, Metazoa, Chordata, Leptocardii, Amphioxiformes, Branchiostomatidae. Bases 64 to 1458 code for a protein of 464 amino acids. Gene Ontology annotation, molecular function: D-xylulokinase activity.